This is a messenger RNA of Dictyostelium discoideum AX4, 444 nucleotides long. RefSeq lists its product as hypothetical. The record is from RefSeq and is a predicted model, not a curated record. NCBI's taxonomy places the organism in Eukaryota, Evosea, Eumycetozoa, Dictyosteliales, Dictyosteliaceae. The coding region runs from base 1 to 444 and encodes 147 amino acids. Gene Ontology annotation, molecular function: calcium ion binding. Gene Ontology annotation, cellular component: cytoplasm. The transcript is spliced from 3 exons.
AUGGCGUCAAAAUUAAAUGAAGAAGCACAAUCAGAAUUUAAAGAAGGUUUUGCAUUAUAUGAUGGAAAUAAAGAUGGUAAAUUAGAAGCAGCUGAAUUAGCUAAUACACUCAGAUGGUUAGGUCAAAAUCCAUCACAAUCAGAAAUUAAUGAAAUUUUAAGAGAAUUUGGAAGUAAUAACCAAAUGGGAGUGGAUGGAUUAUUUAAUUAUUUAGGUAGAAAAGUUGUUGAUGAUUUUGAUGAAAAAGAAAUUAUUGAAGCUUUCCAAGUAUUUGAUAAAGAUGGUAAAGGUAUGAUCGGUGCUUCUGAUCUUAGACAUAUUUUAACAAAUUUAGGUGAAAGAUUACCAGAAGAACAAGUAGAAGAAAUGUUAAGACAGGCAGUCGGUAGUGGUGAUGGUGCAAUCAACUAUGAACCAUUUGUAAGAAAUAUGUUAAAGAAAUAA